Zophobas morio is the source of this 1193-nucleotide messenger RNA. RefSeq names its product nucleoside-triphosphatase THEP1. Gene Ontology annotation, molecular function: ribonucleoside triphosphate phosphatase activity. The transcript has 6 exons. NCBI's taxonomy places the organism in Eukaryota, Metazoa, Arthropoda, Insecta, Coleoptera, Tenebrionidae. The record is from RefSeq and is a predicted model, not a curated record. Bases 632 to 1162 code for a protein of 176 amino acids.
AAAAAUGAAUUCAGCUUGAGAAAUAAAUUGUCAACAACUUGUUUUUUCCAUCAUUAAAAAAAAGCUGGGGUCAAUUUUGACCUCGCGUGGUAAUCGAAGCCAUUAAAAUCUCUUGGUAAUCCGAAGGUUAAACUUAAAUCCAUACGAAUCCCAAAAAGUCACUUAAACGUGUGUUUAAGUUUUGCUUGUUGUUUUAAAUAAAAUUAUUCAAUAAAAAAAUGGGAAACGAUAUUUGACACCAUGCACAGAAUUCUACUCUUUACUAUUCUAUGGUGUCGAAGUUGAACUAAAGACGUUCUGUGAAGUACAGUACAAACAACCAACAAAUAUCAAACUUGAAGCACCUUGAAGUCUAGAAGUCUAGAAGUCUGUGUCUAGAAGUGAGGUUAUGGUCAGAGGCUGUGGUGUAGUCACAGGUUUUAUGUAUGUACUAAAUACAAUUUCAUACUUCAAAAUAUAUUGAGAUAUAUUCAAGUUAAAGUACAGUUUACAUGUUUAAAUUCCCUCAGCAAAAUGUGAAGAUUAAAUUUAAACUUUGACAGUUUAUUUCUAGGGCUCACAAAAUAUACAAAAUGUCAUACAACUUCAUUGAACAAACUUCAUAGGAAUAUCUACUAGUUUGUAAUUAGAAAUGCCAUACAUUAUAUUACAAGGAUUACCAGGAAUUGGUAAAACUACUCUAACAAAAAAAAUUGCCACCAAAUUAAAAGACAUGGCACUAGAAGUCACUGGUUUUUACACAGAAGAGUUGCGGGAUAGCAAAAAUUACAGGAUAGGUUUCGAUAUUGUUACACUAGACAAUGUCAGGGGAGUCUUAGCAAGAAAAAGUAACGCAGGCAGUGAGUCAAAAUAUAAAGUUGGAAGUUAUAAUGUACACAUUGAAGAAUUUGAAAAAGUAGCACUUCCUAUAUUUAAUAAGACUAGUUCAAUACUCAUAAUAGAUGAAAUUGGAAAAAUGGAACUUUUGAGUAAAAAAUUUGAAGCCAAAAUUAAAACUGUACUCACAGGUCAAAAGGGCAAAAUCAUUGCCACAGUACCUUUAAAAGGCGGAGGUCCCCUAGUACAAAAACUGAAAAGCGAUACAUCUAAUCAUUUAUUCACAGUCAACGUGGCAAAUAGAGACAACUUGGUUGAAGAAAUAAUUCCACUUAUUCUUCAGUAAAUCAUAUAUUUCAAAUAAACACUACGUUUUG